Messenger RNA from Nematolebias whitei (Rio pearlfish), 887 nucleotides. Its product is annotated as glutamic acid-rich protein. Bases 159 to 887 code for a protein of 242 amino acids. NCBI's taxonomy places the organism in Eukaryota, Metazoa, Chordata, Actinopteri, Cyprinodontiformes, Rivulidae. The transcript has 3 exons. The record is from RefSeq and is a predicted model, not a curated record.
GCAGUAACUGUUAGCGGAAAACGUGGAAGGACAAAAAGCUAAUAAAAUCGUCAGGACAUGAGGUCGAACACCACCUGGUUGUAGCAGUGAAGAAAUAUUCAAUAUUUUUGAAGAAAUUGGCGAAGAUUACGAACAGGAAGUGCAACGUUUAGAAGAAAAUGAGCGAGCGACCCUUAAACGCUUGUUUCAGCCCAAGCUAUCAGAUGCACGUGGUCCCUGAAGAUGCUCAGGAGAUGCUAGUGAUUAAAGAGGAAGCUCCUGAACAGCAGAGUGCUCAGGAGUUGAUGAUGAUUAAAGAAGAAGCUCCUGAAGAGCAGAGUUCUCAUGUGGACCAGCUGGACCCACUGCACCUCACCAUAAAGGAGGAAGAGGAGGAUCUGUGGACCGGUCUGGAGGGGGAGCAGCUCAAUGCGAAGAAUGAGACUGAUGCCACCAGGUUUCCCUUCACUCCAGUUACUAUAAAGAAUGAGGAUGAGGAAGAGCAACCGGUGCCCUCGCAGCUUCAUCAGCACCAAGUUGAUGUUCAAGAAUUUCCAACCAUCAGCUCAGAUGAUCAGAUGGAGGCAGUAACUGAUGGAGAAGACUGUGAAGGACCGUAUAUAAACUGGGGUCCAGAUCUUAAGACUUAUGAAGAGGAUUCCAACUCUUCGUGGACUGAUGAUGACAGUGUGGAUGAUGAAGAGGAAGAGGAUGGAAUCAAUCCAGACUCUCAGCUGAAACACUUGUCAGACUCUGGAUCAAAAUCUGACGAUAAUGACAAAGACUGGAAGGAGAGCUGGGCUUCUGAGUCUGGUGUAAACACUUUUAGCUGCUCUGAGUGUGGUGAACAAUUUACCCACAGCCAGUCCCUUCAGAGACACAUGACCUGCCAUUCACAACGAAAGUGA